UCUCAUUUGAUUGUCAGUGAAACCACUAGAUGGAGACAAACUCAGUGACUACCAGAGAAUAACCUCAGUCAGGCCAAUUUUCAGCAGGUGAAGGGUGUUUGCUGCCCAUCAUGUUUAGGUAGCCAUCAUCUGGCCCGCAAACACGCACAAACAUUUACGCACGACUGCAAAAGCUGGAAAUCCGCGUGGUGCCAUAUUGAAGGGAAAUUUAGAGCUGAAUGUUUGGAGAGGUCACGUGUUGUUUGGCGUCACCUAAAGAAAACGCCGGGUGUCACCUGAAACUGAAGAAUAAUAUCUUUUCAGAGUCAGCUUGGAGCCAGCAGUCUGCCAGAAGUUAAGGACCGACUCCUGUGACCUCCCUCCCCCCUCUCAGCGCUCCUGUCCGAACUCCACAGGCCGAUCUCCCCCCGGGCUGAUCAUCAGCAUGACAAAGCACUGGCCGGAGCAGAGUCUCUUGGCACCACCCGCUCUGUCCCACCACAUCGGAGAGCACCACGACCAUCAACUUGACUUCCACAGAAAUGCACAGAAGAGUCUUCCUAUCACCAGCGGUGUGACGUGGAACUCGCAGGCCCAACAUUGGUCUCUCCACCCGGCUCAGAUGGUUCCCCAGCAGCCGCCGCGCUUGGAGAAGCUCACUGCGCUCCCGGAACAUCUCACCAGUGCCACGGCGUUCAUGGAUAAAAGCGUGCCACAGGGUGCGUCAUUCGCGAAUGCGCAAGAUGCCCACUUCAAACAGGAAACCAUUAACAGAGACUCGUGGAACAACGAAAGGAAGAAAAGUAGGAGCAGUGAUGCGAAGAAAAAGAACUAUCAGCGGUACCCCAAACCACCGUACUCAUAUCUGGCUAUGAUCGCUAUGGUCAUUCAAAGGUCCCCGGAGAAGAAACUGACAUUAUCUGAGAUCCUGAAGGAGAUCAGUACCCUCUUCCCAUUUUUUAAAGGGAACUACAAGGGCUGGCGGGAUUCAGUGCGACACAACCUCUCUUCUUAUGACUGCUUUGUUAAGGUGCUGAAGGACCCCGGCAAACCUCAGGGCAAAGGCAAUUUCUGGGCAGUGGAGCUGAGCUGUGUUCCUCUGGAGCUCCUCAAGAGGCAGAACACGGCCGUGUCGCGCCAGGAUGAGACAAUCUUUGCCCAGGAUCUGGCUCCCUACAUCCUACAGGGACACAAGCCAGAAUCUGAGCCGACUCCUGACCCUGUGACCUCCAUCCUUCCCAUGCGCUCCAGAAACCCCACCCCACCACAGGAGGACUUGUUCCGCCCAAAGCUGGACUCGUCUUUCGCCAUCGACUCCCUGCUUCACAGCCUCAGACCGACUAGUGCUUCUGGGGAUGUGGAUGUGCCUACCAGGGACUGCUGGGGUGACGUGGAGCGCCCUCGGCCUUCUCCUCCACGACCCCGCUAUGCAUCCUCUGCCCGUAGUGCCUCUGCCAGCUCUGCCAGCCCAGCUUCGACCUCUUCCUCAUCCUCUGAUGAGGAAUGGAAGGGACUGUCCUUGUCUGGGAAGCGUGUUCCCCCAGAUGGAGAAGCAGGGUCGGAUGGGUAUGAGGACUAUAGGCCACCGCUGCACAAAUCAGCCAGAAGGGAGACUGUGGCACCACCAUGGGAGCUCCCUACAUCCUACGCCAAAUACGCUCCUCCCAAUGCUGUUGCUCCACCCAGCAUGCGGUUCAACGGCGGUCCUCUAAUGCCGCUGCAUGGCGGACUCCCCAUUUAUAGCUACGGUAGCUCCCCUGUUGCACCUGGUCACUUCUUAAGUCACGCAUAUUGGCCCAUCCUGCCCAAUGGGUGCGUUUCAGUCCAAGCCCCUCCCCGCAUCAUGGAUCUGGACAAUAUGUUGCAGUCAGUGCCUCCAAAUAAAAGCGUGUUUGACGUCCUGGUACCGACCAAUCAGAACUCUCACUCACAUCAUCAACCACCGAGUCAGUACACCCUGCAGAAUGGGCCUCCUUUAAACCGAUACCCACAGUACUGACUGACUGAAAAACUGCCUCUCAAACGCAGAUCAUGCAAACAUGCACGGACGCUAAAUCACUGUGACGUGACCAUAAGUGCUGCGACUUAGUCUCAAUCAUUACAUACAGCUUGAGCAACGUUGGCUAAUAUGCAAGGGCAUUAAACUGCAGACAGAGCUAUUGUUUGAUUCAUGUUUUAGUCAAGUUGAAAAGUCAGUGUUUUAUUGACAUUUUUUCAAGCUCAAUAUUUUUGAAAGAAAUAUCUUAAUCUGUGUAUUAUUUUACAAUUUGGAGCAAAACUACCUCAAAUACUAUACAACAAAACAACUAUCUACCUCAGGUCUCUGCUCUUUGCACUGCCGAUGUUAUUUGCACUGUGUAUUUUUUUAUUGGCAUGACUUUUCUUACGGGAAUUGCAUUUGAAUGUUGUCUCACAUAUUGUGACUGCUGAAUGUAUUGUUGGAUUUUAUCUUGGGUUUUACAAUCAUGUGAAAUUCUAACAAUGACGGGCUGGACUGCAAAACUGUGCAACAAGCGCAUCUCUCAGUUUAUCUUGCAAGUAUUUUAAACAGAAUAUCGUAAAAACUCAAUAAUGUCAUUUUUGUUUCUGUCCCACACUAUGUCUUUCUUUGCUCAGAUGCCCAAAUAUACACUACAAGUUUACUAUGUGGUUAUCCUCGUCUUAAAUUGAUCCUGUGCAGCUACAAUAUAUUAACGUUAUUGACAGUGGUGCUGCAAUUUAGCUCUAAAAUUGUCUUCUUCAUUUCGGUGUUUACUGACAUGUUUCUGUUGUUGUUUGAGAUACUUUAACAUAAAGUUUAACAUCAGAAAACAUCAUUUUAGAUUCUAGACGAUCUGGGAAAGCUGCUGCCGUCUUCCCAUGACCCUGCAGACCAUCUUCUGACCGGGAUCGUGAUUCCUGUGGAUUUUACACAGCCGGUUAUUUGCACUAUUUAAAUGUCAUGAUCAUCUUCCGAAGGAGAUCGCUUAUAAAUGUCUGCCUGUACCUCGACAGCUAAAUGUUUUGUCAGUUUCCUGCCAUUUUUUUCCUGUGGUCUCUUGUUGUACAGUGCUGAGGUGAAAGGUCAGCCCAGAGAUUUGAGAGUCAAAAGAAUGUAAUGGAGUUCAACAGGGUAUGUAAUAAAAUGCUGUUUAUUUUAA
Messenger RNA from Paralichthys olivaceus (Japanese flounder), 3119 nucleotides. RefSeq names its product forkhead box H1 (gene foxh1). Gene Ontology annotation, molecular function: DNA-binding transcription activator activity, RNA polymerase II-specific; transcription cis-regulatory region binding. Gene Ontology annotation, biological process: transforming growth factor beta receptor signaling pathway; positive regulation of transcription by RNA polymerase II. Gene Ontology annotation, cellular component: activin responsive factor complex. NCBI's taxonomy places the organism in Eukaryota, Metazoa, Chordata, Actinopteri, Pleuronectiformes, Paralichthyidae. The record is from RefSeq and is a predicted model, not a curated record.